CCUCCUUAAAAAAGUUGGACUGGAUGGAAAAGAAAAUAUUGAACAGAGAGAGAGAGUAAUUGAAAGGAAAAUAGCAGAAAACAUCUGUUGUCUUUAGAGAGAGAGAGAAGGGAAAGAGGGGAGAGAGGGAGAGAGGGGAAGUGGGUUCCCGUUGUGGUCUUGCUCAGGAGGAGGAAGGAUAGAGAUCUUGUCAGAUCGGAAGCUGAAACUCGCAAUGGGGAGGGAUGUUGCAGGUUUACGCAUUGAUAAGAAGACUGAUUCUCUCAAGGCAAAUUCAGUUGAUAUCUCUCAUGAUAGAGUUCAUGUCUCUCCCAAAGUUUCAGGAGACAGCAUUGAAGAAAAGGACCAUGAGACGGAAGUUCCUACUGCAGAGGACUCACUUGUUGAAGAAUGUCAUGAGAAGCAAGAUGUACUAGUUGUUAAGAGCACCAACCAUGGUGUUGGUCUAACUGAGGGGAAAAUCUUGAAACCUGAAGCUCACAAGUCAAGUGACAAGAAGACUGGCUCACCUGUUAAACCUUCAUCAGGGUUUGCUAGUCCUGGAACUUUGCAAUCAAACUACACUGUUUCUCAGCCAUCCACUCCCUCAACUGAGAAUCGGAUUUCAACCAUAUCUCGUCCUGUUGAAGACACUGUGGAUGCUGCUGGGAACUAUUCAUCAAAUGCUAAUGGUCUGCAUUCCCCCAUCUCUGCAAAGAAAUCACAGCCAAAUUCUCCUCGGGUGUCAAGAAAGCCCGUGCAGCACGAUGAAGAAGAUAAUUGGUCUGUGGCGUCCUCUGCUGCAACUUCUGUCCGCAGAGCAAAAUUUAAGACCACUGUUCCAGUUGGUCCCGUAUUUAAAUCCGCUGGUCGGGCAGAGAAACGGAGGGAGUAUUACUCGAAGUUGGAGGAAAAACAUCAAGCUUUGGAGGCAGAGAAAAUCGAAUAUGAAGCUAGGACUAAGGAGGAGGAAGAGGCCGCUAUAAAGCAGCUUAGAAAGAGCAUGGUAUAUAGAGCAAAUCCGGUGCCUACUUUUUACCAGGAGGGACCUCCACCCAAAGCUGAACUCAGAAAGCUGCCACUGACACGUCCCAAAUCACCCAAACUAAGCCGGAGAAAGAGCUCUGGUGAUGUAGCUUGCUCGCCUUCCGGGGAAAAGGGAAUUUGUGCCCGUGCUAUUCGUCACAGCCUUGGCAAUAGCCCCACUGCCAAAAAUAAAGAACAGACAAUUAGAUGGAAUGGUAAUGGUGCCUGCAAAGUGAAGGACAGUCCAAAACGGGCUAAAGAGAGAGCCAAAACAACCCCUCAUGAAGUAACUGAAGAGAGGAGUGCAGACAUCACCGUGAGCAGUUAGUUUUGGAGUGGAAGUCUUGAAUUUCCUUAUAGUUCAUGGGACGUUGUGCAAGUGUAGAAGCUCAUUUAUAUUGUCUUGUUCGCGUUGACUUGUUCACUUGUUUGACUGAUAUAUCUCAUAUCUGAAUUGUAUAUUUUCUGUAACUUAUAUUGGUACAUGUAUAUUGCAUAUAAAAAGAGAUACCAUUUCGGGCUUUUGUA
This is a messenger RNA of Cornus florida, 1533 nucleotides long. RefSeq names its product protein WVD2-like 1. The transcript has 7 exons. Gene Ontology annotation, biological process: microtubule cytoskeleton organization. The coding region runs from base 215 to 1333 and encodes 372 amino acids. NCBI's taxonomy places the organism in Eukaryota, Viridiplantae, Streptophyta, Magnoliopsida, Cornales, Cornaceae. Gene Ontology annotation, molecular function: microtubule binding. The record is from RefSeq and is a predicted model, not a curated record.